GAAGUGCGGCCUGUUGUUGCAGACGCAGGAAAACACGUGUAAACAGCAGUGAGCCUCAAUGGCCCAUCAGAGGGGCUACAAAUGAGCGCAGGGACGUCUCCCAGCGGGAGGUCUGCUGCACUCCUCAGCUUCCGAAUCGCCCUUUUCUCACCUAAUGAGCGCACUCCCAACUCCUCUGAUAACACUGCAGACAAAGAGCUGUUUAAUUGAGAGGGGGUGGCUUGGAAAGAGAAUACCUGCUGGUGAAGAAAGAGUCAAACAGAGCUCACCUUAGCGUGCUAAAAGUGGUCAAGAUUCGGGCUUAAACGCGGAUUUUACGCACCAGACUUUUACGCACAGCAUGAUGGGGUUGUAAAAGUUCUCCUUGUUGUGUUUUAUGGCACUGUGAUGUGGAUCAUUCAUGCCCGACACCCUGGGGAUACUCAGCCGGUGCAUGUGUGACCUGAGGCCCGGUGUUUCCCUCCUCAGAUGUUGGGUAGAAAAUGGAGUAUGUGCCUUUAAGGCGCCCGACUGCCUGUCGCUUUCUGCAGCGGAGAGACUGACGCCCUCUGGACACAGUGGACACUUGAGCGGCGGCAGAACACCAUCCUGGAGAAGUUCAAAGAGAAAACAGGCACACUCCCUCUGCUAGAGAAAACACAGGAACUAUUUUACAGACUUCUGGUGUUUCCAGUUGCCGUGCUGCAGGAUGAGGCCCGGUCAGCUGAUCCUCCCUGCCACCGCCGCUCUCCUCUUCCUCCUCUCGGGCCUGACUCUGACCUCCGGCUGCAACAAAGCCCUGUGUGCCAGCGACGUUAGCAAGUGUCUCAUCCAGGAGCUGUGUCAGUGUCGUCCAUCAGAUGGGAACUGCUCGUGCUGUAAGGAGUGCAUGCUGUGUCUGGGAAACCUUUGGGAAGAGUGCUGUGACUGUGUGGGGAUGUGUAACCCGAAGAACUACAGCGACUCUCCGGCCACGUCGAAGAGCACAGUGGAGGAGCUGCACCGUCCGAUCCCGUCGCUGUUCCGUGCCCUCACUGAAGGCGAAGCACCGAUCAACAUGAUGGUGGUCUCUUUCCCUGUCGCUGAGGAGCUCUCCCACCACGAGAACCUGGUGUCUUUCCUGGAGUCCCUUGACAGUGCACACCAGAACGUCUCCGUGCCUGGAAACAGCAUCCAUGCCAGCUAUGACAAUCAAGAUGGCAUGUGCACAGUGGUCUACUUUGAUGACUGCGUGUCUAUCCGACAGUGUAAACUGUACUGUGAGUCAAUGGGAGGUUCCAAGUACCGCUGGUUUCACAACGCCUGCUGCCAGUGCAUCGGACCUGAGUGCGUGGAUUACGGCAGCAAGGCUGUGAAGUGCAUGAACUGUCUCUUCUAAAGUGCUGGCACAUGUUGGUACCAAAUGUCUGGGUCUAACCAGAGGACUGAGGGCUGUGAGAGGAAACUAUGACUGUUAUGUGUUAGCAUUCCUCACUUACCUUGUAAAAUACUCCCUAAACUUUGACUUCUUCCCCUGCAAAUUGUUUUUAUUCUGCUGUUUGUUUCACUGUAUAUUUUUAGAUAUGUUUUCAAUAGUGUUUUUUUUACUAGAGGUGUAUAUUAAUAAUGUAUUUUUACAACUAUGGUUGGCUAAAUCCUAGUCUCAUUACCAAAUAAAGAAAAGUUUGGUGACAUGAA
Cheilinus undulatus (humphead wrasse) is the source of this 1656-nucleotide messenger RNA. RefSeq names its product twisted gastrulation BMP signaling modulator 1a (gene twsg1a). Bases 689 to 1357 code for a protein of 222 amino acids. Lineage: Eukaryota; Metazoa; Chordata; Actinopteri; Labriformes; Labridae. Gene Ontology annotation, biological process: regulation of BMP signaling pathway. The record is from RefSeq and is a predicted model, not a curated record. The transcript is spliced from 5 exons.